GAAAAGUCAUCGCCAUGGCGUGAAACAGUAAAUACACAUCCAGCAGUUAUGCGUAGACAGAGCGAUGGGCGCGUGGUUAAUUUCCGGGUGUGUAAAGUAAUUUCGACGGUCGGCAAGCAGCUCGACAGCAGCUUGAGGGAGGAUCAUCGCAUCGUCGAGGCGGUGGAGUCGUUCGGCGGCGGCGCUGCCUCGUCCGUAAGAAGACGAUAAUCUGACAUCUUAGCCAGGAGAGGAGGAGCGAAGUCGGGGAUGUCGACGACGUCGACGACGGAGAAUUGGUGGCGAUGCUCGGUGUCGUCGUCGUCGGAGCAGCCGGACAUCAGGGGCGAUCCGGCCUGGCUCGAGUUCCCGACCAUUGCCAGCAGAACUAGAUGCAGCCGCAUCUACCUCCGGGAGCAGGCGAGGAUCGUCGACAGGACGAACGUCCUCGACGACGAGGGCUUUCCCAGGCUCGGACAGAGGAUCCAGAAGCGGAAGCUGACCGAGAGCCAAGCCUCGGGGGACGACGCGACUGCCGAACUCGGACACCGCCUCCGCGACCUCGACAUCCACGACGAGGAGAGAAACGGCAGGAAGUCGUCGAAGAGGCCCAGGAGUAUCAUCUGCAUCGACCUAAAGAAGUCCGUCGAGAGGCAAAGGAGUCUGUCCGAGUCGCAGACGAGCAGAAUGACGCCGGCGAAGUUGCAGCGGCUUAAGCUGAACCUGAGCCUGGCGAUCCGGAACCCGUUGGAUUCGGAUCAGGUGGUGUCGUGCAAGAGAGGAAAGCAGCGAGAGACGCCAAGGGUAGCGAGGCUAUCGAACCUGAAGAGGGUGAUUUUAAGGGAGCGGGAACUGAAGCGGCAGGCGAACCUCGAACGGCGAAAGGGCUUCGAUGCCGAGAAGAUGGGGGCGAUGGCGAAGGACGUCAGCGAGAUUGACUUCAACCGGUUGAAGAUCAACGCGGAAUCGUCUUCGACGCCGGGCAUGAGGCUGUUCCUUUACGAGCGCAGGGAGCCGCGAUCCUUACAAUUAGACGACCAGCCGGAAUCCAGCAAGGGCGACGUCUCCGGGACGCUGGAGAACUUGGCGCUCCAGAGGGAGGACGACGCUGAACCUUUGGCGGAAGUUAGCCCUGAGGACCGGGACGAGCCCAUAGACAUCAACGUCCUGACCAAGACAUCCUGUUUGAAAAUAUGCGACGAGACUGGAGAGAUGGUCGAGGUGUUUGUGGAGUCGAAAAUGCCGCCUCCGAGUCUAGAAAAAAAUCUAUCUGCGACACCGAAAGAUCUCCCUGCAGAACCGAAGCAUUCGAGAAACUUUCGCGAAUACUGCACGAAUAAUUUAACACCGGGGCUGAACGCGUCGAUGGAACUUUUUCUGGCCGAGGUUUACCGUCUCCAGCGACGAAUGUACGAGAGGGAUGAGGUCAAGGGUCGUUCGAAGCGGAGGUUUUACGCCGGGUUCAAGCAGGUCAUCAAGUACGUCGAGUUAAAAAAGAUUAGAUUCGUCGUCAUCGCUCCGGACCUGGAGGGCAUCCAUGGCUACCCAGGUGGCCUCCUCCAACUCGUGGGAAAACUUAUUACCGCUUGCAAAUUGCACGAGGUAGUUUUCUGCUUCGCCCUCAACAAACGGAAGCUGGACUACUACACCCACAGAAAGCGUAGCGUCUGCAGCUGCGUCGGUGUGUCCAACUACUCGGGAAUUGAGGAAAUUUUCGAGAACGUGCUCACGGAAUUGAUACAGGCGAGGAAUUCCUACGGGAAAGUAAAUGUCCCUGGAGACCAAGGGGAGGCUUUGAAUCCAGCGAAGAAGGACUGCGAGCACAUGCUGCUAUCGGCGAGAAUCAAUCUUCUCUUCAAAUCUCUGGCCGUUGUGACCUGAAGAAGGGAUUAAUGUCCGAAAUCAAGGCACUUCAAACCCUCACUGUCGACUUACUUGCAAUUGAAAGACGACGAUGACGGUUAAUUUUCUUUCCUAAACAGCCUGAAUUCAAACGAGUAUUACUCAUGUGUAUAUUGACAUCCAAUUGCGGCUAUAAAGAUCGCAUGUACUAACGUUACUCAUGAUCCGAGGGUUGCGCAGGCCUCUUAGUAUGAAACACAGAUCUGGCAUGUAUGCGCCAGUACUUUUCAUGUAUAUUUUUUUUUUUUAUCAUUUAUUACACGAACCGUAUAACUUUUAUUUUCAAUUGGAAACGAGGGUAGAGAUGAGAAGAAAGGGUAUUCUUGAUAAUAUUGUUUAUAAAACAUUGGCAAUGUAUGGUACUAUCUAGGUAUAACGAAAGAAAGAUAUUUGUAUAUGAUGUGCGAGACGAAGUUGGACAUCAGUUGUCAAUUGUGUACCUUUUUUUUAUUACACGUACACAUAUUGUUAAGCGGAUUCUCACUGCACCUCACCAACCCGUAGAAGUUGAACGAAGUGCUUAUCCGGUGCACGAUAAUUUGGUGACACGUGAUGAAAGCCGGCAAAAGAAUCUCACAAAAGAUAUCGCGAGGUUUUGUUGGGCACAUGGCGUGAUCGAUAAACACACCUCGUAAUCUUUACCGUUACUAAUCCUCGGUUACUGCUCAAAUGAAAUCAAAAUGCCAGAAGUUACAAGUACAAAAAAAAAAGAAAAUUACUUCUAGAAUCUACGGAGCCCUGUAGAUUGCAAAUAACUUAAACU
This is a messenger RNA of Neodiprion virginianus, 2644 nucleotides long. Its product is annotated as selenocysteine insertion sequence-binding protein 2-like. Gene Ontology annotation, molecular function: ribonucleoprotein complex binding; mRNA 3'-UTR binding; selenocysteine insertion sequence binding. Gene Ontology annotation, cellular component: ribonucleoprotein complex. NCBI's taxonomy places the organism in Eukaryota, Metazoa, Arthropoda, Insecta, Hymenoptera, Diprionidae. The record is from RefSeq and is a predicted model, not a curated record. The transcript is spliced from 5 exons. Gene Ontology annotation, biological process: selenocysteine incorporation. Bases 250 to 1860 code for a protein of 536 amino acids.